AUGUCAAGUUGUCCACGGACAUUCAAAGGAAACUACUGGCCUGAUGCAAGAUCCGAUAUUCAUAGUCUUGGAGUGGUAUUAUGGGAAUUAUCUAGUGGUCGACCACCAAUGACACAUCAAUCCAUCAGCAAUAGAAUGUUGGGGGAGGCAAACCAGAAAAUCGGCCAAAUAUCAAUAGUGUUUAUGAUAGACUAUGUGAAGAAUUUAAGUAUGGAAUUUUCGGGUUUUCUAUCUCUGAGUUUAAGUGCAAGUUAUUCUCAAGAUAGUGGCUUUUUGAGUGUUGAUUCUAGUUCGUAUGAUGAUACAGGCAAUAAUCCACCAAAUUAUUUAUUGGUUAACGUUAAUAAAGAAAAGAUACUAAGGACGACAAGGCAGGGUGUAAUGGAUGAAGCAUGGGAAGAAUAUGAAGAUUGUAAAUUUUAUGUUUUUUACUUAAAAUUUGUGAAAUUGGUAGACUAA
Molecule: messenger RNA, 459 nt
Organism: Ambispora gerdemannii
Lineage: Eukaryota; Fungi; Glomeromycota; Glomeromycetes; Archaeosporales; Ambisporaceae
Source: the annotation of a GenBank genome assembly